This is a messenger RNA of Ziziphus jujuba (common jujube), 1638 nucleotides long. Its product is annotated as phospholipase A(1) LCAT3. NCBI's taxonomy places the organism in Eukaryota, Viridiplantae, Streptophyta, Magnoliopsida, Rosales, Rhamnaceae. The transcript is spliced from 11 exons. Gene Ontology annotation, biological process: lipid metabolic process. The coding region runs from base 108 to 1439 and encodes 443 amino acids. The record is from RefSeq and is a predicted model, not a curated record.
AAUCGGGAAGCAACGGCACAAUUCUCAGUUGUUGAGCUGCCAGUCAGCGCGAACUCAAGUCCAGGAAUCCGAGAACCAAAUCCGGACCAUAUUAUCGGGUCGGAACCAUGCUACGUUGCCUUCCGUGUUUCGACGACCGGAGCUCCGAUGACUCCAAACCCGACCGUGAUCCUGUUCUCCUCGUCAGCGGCAUCGGUGGCUCCAUUAUGCACUCCAAGACGAAGAGGUUCGGGUUCGAGAUCCGAGUUUGGGUCCGGAUACUCUUGGCUGACUUGGAGUUCAAGAAGAAGGUCUGGUCUAUCUAUAAUCCCAAAACAGGUUAUACAGAAACAUUAGAUGAAAACACUGAACUUGUGGUCCCUGAUGAUGAUUAUGGCCUAUAUGCAAUUGAUAUUUUAGAUCCGUCAGCUAUUAUAAAGUGCCUUCAUUUGACAGAGGUUUACCAAUUUCAUGAUAUGAUCGAUAUGCUUGUGGGAUGUGGUUAUAAGAAGGGGACCACAUUGUUUGGAUAUGGUUAUGAUUUCCGACAAAGCAAUAGAAUUGACAAGUCAAUGGAAGAUCUUAAAGUGAAGUUGGAAACUGCUUACAAAGCUUCUGGGGGUAGAAAAGUUAAUAUUAUAUCACAUUCGAUGGGCGGACUGCUAGUGUUGUGUUUUUUGUCCCUCCAUAGCGACGUGUUUACAAAAUAUGUGAACAAGUGGAUUUGCAUUGCUUGUCCAUUUCAAGGUGCACCAGGAUGCAUCAAUGAUUCUCUUUUAACUGGAUUGCAGUUUGUUGAUGGCCUUGAGAGCUAUUUUUUUGUAUCAAGAUGGACAAUGCACCAGCUGUUGGUCGAGUGUCCUUCCAUAUAUGAGAUGUUGGCAAAUCCAGAAUUUAAUUGGAAAAAGCAACCAGAAAUUCAAGUUUGGCGAAAACUUUCAGAGGAUGGUGAAACUUAUGUUGAGUUGGAAUCCUAUGGUCCAACUGAAAGUAUCACUUUAUUUGAGGAAGCAUUGAGGCAUAACGAGCUAGAUUACAAUGGAAAAACGGUAGCGCUGCCCUUUAACUUUGCUAUUCUUAAAUGGGCUGCUGGUACUCGCCAAGUUGUCAACGAUGCUAAACUACCAGAAGGUGUCAGCUUCUAUAACAUCUAUGGGACAUCGUUUGACACACCUUAUGAUGUUUGCUAUGGUUCAAAGGAAUCCCCAAUAGAGGACUUGUCCGAAAUAUGCCAUUCUUUGCCUGAAUAUUCUUAUGUGGAUGGAGAUGGAACAGUUCCUGCUGAAUCAGCAGAGGCAGAUGGAUUUAAAGCAGUUGAAAGAGCCGGAGUUCCUGCAAGUCAUCGGGGACUGUUACGGGACGAAAAAGUUUUCCAACUCAUCCAGAAAUGGUUAGGAGUUGAAAAGAAGAGCAAGAAGCAUUCUAAGACCUCCAAAGUUGCAGAUGCUUUCCUCAAAUAAGCCUGCGAAUGUGUAAAAUUCUUUUCUGCUUGAAAAGAAUAUAUUUAAUCACCAUUCAUGUUUCUGUACAUUAUAUAAUGAUGGAUAGCAUCAUAAACAUUAUCUAAGGGAUUGCGGUUAAAAUAAAUUAUUUUAUUUCCAACAUGAUCUGUAGUUUCUGAGUUGAGUCAAAGAAUGCAUGCUGUGGAAGGUUCUUUUC